AGCGAGAUGUCACGACCCACGUCACAAUUCACGUCAUGGCGUUCGUCACGAUUCAAAUUGACCAAUCGUGUGCGGCUCGGUGGAACAAACCGCCUCCAUUCUAUUUUGGAACGCAUACGAGAUCGCACCCCUGCUCGUAAUAUCGUCGCUCGCCCAACAUGGGCGGCUCUGGCGGGGGUCCCGUUUUUCGAGAUCAAAACGCAACCCGCUGUCGUGGAAUGUUAGCGAUGUGAAUUGUUGAAAACAAUUGUAAUCACAGAGAAAUUAUAUGUUACCUGCGCUGUGAUAAAUAUAAAUGGUGUUCUUUCUUUUUUUUUUAAUUGUUGAAUGGUAUGAAUGCAUUCGUCAAGAAUGCUUGCCUCUUCAUGUUGUGCUCAGGGAACCGUGUUCAGUGUUUGGCCUCAGGGGUGAAUCUCCACAUGGCUGCCAUUGGCUGUUUUCGAGCAGACACUCUUUCAGUGCUAGCAUCAAGGUCCCCUUCAGUUACGGCCCUAACAGGAGGGCGAUGCUCUAGUAAAAUGGCGACGCACACGAUUGUUUACUUUGUCAUGUCAACAGGAACAGCAGCUGUGUGGCGCCUCCGGGCACCCGGAAGGCACCCAGAACAACCUUGCAGGGCUUGUUUUUGAGGUAUUCGCGCACCACUGCACGAUGCACAAGCGAUACGCGUCAUGAAACGGGUGAAACAUCGCGGAGCACAAGCACACAGCUAUCGAGGACCACGAAACUGACGAGACUACCCAUGCCGGUCAACGCACAGCAGCGCACGCUUCCCGAUAACAGCAGAUAACGAAACCUGAAACGUCAUGCAGUGGGCUAAGCUGGCAGUGGGCCGCCGGGAGCGCGCAGAGACAGACGAAGGUGAGGGAGUUAUGAGCGUGGGCGUGCGAAGACCUACGAGGCCAUGCAAGGAAAAUGGAUUUUUGGCUCCGCCCUCCUCAUAGAUGGCACCAAUUACCUCUGCCACCGAAGCCGGGGAGUUUCCCAGGCCGGGUUUAGCGCUCACAAGUCACGAUGGCCGCUCUUAUUGUCGCGCUUUUGGAGUCUCUCGGGCAGCCUCAGCGACGCAUUUUUCUGGACGCAUUUGAUGAGUUGACAGAGGAAGAGUUGCGCAAGCACUUCAGGCUCUCGAAGAGCACUGUGUGGUGGCUCUGCGAACAAUUGGAGGACGCCAUCGGUGGCCUUCGGACCGGUGGCAUCACGACGCAGGACAAGGUGCUUUGUGCUCUCCGUUUCCUCGCAACGGGGAGCUUCCAAAGAUACAUCAGCAGCAAAGAAUUCAUAACCAUGGGGCAGGCCUUCGUGAGCGAGAGCAUUCACGCGGUUGCAGAGGCAAUAACCAUUGUGGGCCAGCGACAGGGCUGGGUGAGCUUCUCGUUGACACUGGCUGGCAACGCUAGCGCAAAGGCGGUUUUUGCGGAUUGCGGCCGCAUUCCCGGUGUAGUGGCCUGUGUCGACAGGACGCUCAUAGCCAUCAAACAGCCUGAAGAACUCAGUCCGGGCAAUACUGCGGGCUUCAUGUCUAGGAAAGGCUUCCACGCAUUGAAUACCAUGAUCGAGACUCAGGCUACCCUCUUGAGCCAUGGCUGCUCACACCUGUGCCAUGCCAUCCAGGCAUUCACACUCCAGAGGGGCGCUACAACUGGGCCUAUGCCUCCAUGAGGGAUGUUGUGGAGAGGGGCAUUGGCGUCUUGAAGGCAAGAUUUCGGUCCCUUCAAGGGUACCGGACCCUCCUUUAUGAGCCUAAGGAUGCAGCCACAAUUGUGGCAGCCUGUGCCACUCUCCACAACAUUGCUUUGAAGGCAGGGCAGUCAGAGCUGCAAGACAGCGAUGAGGAGGCCGAGGACGACCAGCCACCGCAGCAAGGACAAUUGCAACAGGACUUUCCUGUGUCCGAAGGGCCUCACACCUGCCGGAAGGAAACGCCCAGAGAGUUGCUCCCAAGGGCAAAGCAGAAGAGGAGCCACAUAAUGAGCGUCUUCUCUGUGGCCCCUACCUGGCGUAUAACUCAUCUGCGUGCGCUACGUCAUCAGCUCAGGCAGCAACACCAGGUUUGUCGCAUGGCUCAACCAUAAAGUGAGGAGAAAAGAGAUACUGAAAUUCUAUAUUGUGGAAGGAACAGAGAACCAUUGAGUCAUAGAUGCUAUAAGGUUUGUGGAGUUGUUUCUUUAUUCAUCUUUUUUCAGAGGAUUUGUUGCAAUGUGAGUGGUGCUAAAAAUUUAAAUAAAAUGUUGUGCUUGCUGGUAGGGAAAUGUGGAACAAUGUGUGCUGCCAAUUAUUUUUUUUUACCAAACCAUUUUUGUCAAACUUAGCACUUAAAAAAAUCCCCAAUGUUUAUUUUUGAGCACUGGAACCGCACCCGUACCACAGGUUACAUAAUCAAAUUCGGACAGUUUGCACGUCAUAUUUUGGUAGAGUCUGGCCUGGGAAGGCACUCACAUCAUUAUUCUUCUGCUGUUUCAGAUCUCUUGGGGACAAUAGUGGCCCGUACGAUAUGUUCUGGCUUCUGGGAAGCCUGUUUAUUUUCGUUGGCUUGAGGAUGAUUGUGUUGUGGUUCGAAAAGAAGAAAGUUCGCAACUGGGAACGGGACAUUGCCAGAAAUAUGCCAUGUAUGUUGCACAUGUGAGGAUUGAAGCCACCUAGAACAACUUGUUUUAGUAAAAAAAAGGUUAUCUGACACAGUCUUGUUCAUUGUAUAUGCGGUGGCCUUCGUAGCCGCCAUUGCCCCUUUAGUAGCUACCUCAUCAGAAGUAAAUGCUCGUCGUAAGCGAUUUUUUUAUACUUCAACCGAGCCUCCAGUAAGAGACCCAAAACACUCAUCAUCAUCAUCAGCCUGGUUACGCCCACUGCAGGGCAAAGGCCUCUCCCAUACUUCUUCAACUACCUCAGUCAUGUUCUAAUUGUGGCCAUGUUGUACCUGCAAACUUCUUAAUUUUAUCUGCCCACCUAACUUUCUGCCGUCCCCUGCUACGCUUCCCUUCCCUUGGAAUCCAGUCUGGAACCCUUAAUGACCAUCGGUUAUCUUCCCUCCUCAUUACAUGUCCUGCCCAUGCCCAUUUAUUUUUUUUUUUUGAUUUCAACUAAGAUGUCAUUAACUCGUGUUUGUUCCCUCACCCAAUCUGCUCUUUUCUUAUCCCUUAACGUUACACCCAUCAUUCUUCUUUCCAUAGCUCGUUGCGUCGUCCUCAGUUUAAGUAGAACCCUUUUCGUAAGCCUGCAGGUUUCUGCCCCGUACGUGAGUACUGGUAAGACAGCUGUUAUACACUUUUCUCUUGAGAGAUAAUGGGAACCUGCUGUUCAUGAUCUGGGAAUGCCUGCCAAAUGCACCCCAGCCCAUUCUUAUUCUUCUGCCAAAAUACUAACACAUGCUAAAAUGAUUAUUGGGUCCUUCUCAGUCAUACAUAACUACAAGAAUCUCUAAAGCCAUAUUUUUACAGUACAUUGUUGUCAGAUCUGUUAUAUGAACAUGAGUGACACUCCAAAGAUAAAAGUAAAGGGUAUGUUGUGCUAGUAAAAUUGCCCCAAGAAUGGUGACAAUUAGCAUAAUAGGACAGAAGUACACAUUUAAAAGCACUGGUUUCUAGUUAAAAAGAGCAUUAAAUGAUACUGUUGCAUGAACUUAUAUCAAAACCAAGCUGAAUGUUCUUGGUUGAAUGUUGUUCGAAGCCAAGAAUGUUAUAUUUAGGGGUAGGCUUAAAAUAAGUGUUUUGCAUGAUGAAGCAUUGGAAGGAGUUUUCCAAAAGAACAAAUACAGCAUGUAAGACAGCAGUCUGCAGAAUAAAAAGCUAGUUGCACUCUUGUUUCUUUAUUAUAGGGAGCUCCAUGUUCGCAAGGGCAACACACACAGCGGCUACUUUUUUUCUGUGUGGUAUUAAGGUCAGGGGCACUGUGUUGCUUAGAGUAUGAUAUGUCUUCAGCCUCUGAAUCCCUCUCCACGUGUAUGUGAGCUGAUGCAAUUUCAUGUCAUGUCCAUGCCUUCCUAAGAAAUUUGCCUGCCACGUCUAUUAAAAGGCGACAUCAGCAGUACUGCUCCUUUUCCCUCAACUUCUGUCUUAAUCCUAAAGAAGCCCUUGUCGCUUAGCACUACAUCUCCAGGCUUUAGAAGCUCUAAAAAUCCAGAGUCUUGUGUAAUAAAAGAGUCUGUGAGCCACCCAUCAUACAUUUUAGACAUAAGUGCUAUCAUUCUAUUAGGAAUUCUGCCCACCAAAAUCUCGAGUGUGUAAGCCCCUUUGUUAUUAGAAUACAUUACAUGUGGCGGUUCCACUUUAGGGGGCAUUUCUGCUCGAAUUUCAGUGCAGUCUAUUAUAAAAGUACAAUUAGGAUAAUGUUCUUUAAAUGGGAGUGACAGAGAGAGUUUGAUAACAUUUUGUGAAGGCGCAAACACCCAGUCUUCCAAGGCAACUCUAAGGAGGUCCAGUGUUCUCCUGAACACAUUUGAUGCAGUUGUGGUGCUCACAUCAAAUAUUGCAGCAAGAGCACUGAAUGUCACACCAAGUUGAAGUUUAGCUAGAAACAAAGUUUGUCCUCCCGUGUCACAUCCGGGCUUUUGUACCUCGAAUGAGGGAGAAUGUUCAGCAGGAGACUAAACCUGGGAAAUGUAAUGCCACACAAGUCACGCAUAGUGUCCUCAUUGACCUUCACUGAGUUGAAGCCCUCGAAGCUGCAUCUCCAUUUCCAGGUAUAGUCUGUGCCAGUCACCUAAACAAAUUGUAGGAAAUGGUCACUAUAAUGCAAUGAAAAAAUGUACCCAUUGGUCACUAAUAAACUCCUAGGAAGCUCGCAGAACCACUGCUUCUUCUCGUUAUCAUGAUUACAUGAGUAUUCACUAUUAUUUUUCUGGUAUCUGUGUUUUUUCUUAAUAGUAUUGCAUAUGGUGU
Molecule: messenger RNA, 4877 nt
Organism: Dermacentor andersoni
Lineage: Eukaryota; Metazoa; Arthropoda; Arachnida; Ixodida; Ixodidae
Source: RefSeq, a predicted model, not a curated record